AUAUGCAUAUUUGAUUAUUUAUUUGAUUUAAGGGAUGCAUCUAUGGAAUUGAACUCUUUGUUGAACUCGGUUGAUAUCUGUGAAGAAUAUUCGAGUGUUGUAGUGAAAAUCAGUUUCUGAAUGCUGAUUUUUCCUAAUUCUUUGCUGCUUGUUGUAUCGCUUGUUCAAUUGUGUAGUCAAUUUUGGAAUUUUAACUAUGCUGUAUGCGUGCAUGCGCGCGUUGGGUUUAAACAUUGAUUCCCUGUAGUGCAGUUCAUUCUACUGCACACUGGUUCAUAUGGCUUUGCGAGGGGUUUGGCAACUUCACAAACUGAUUGUUAGUUACUGCAACUGGGGUGGAAGUAGCAGAGGUAUAAGGGCAUUUAUGGAGUCUCAGUUGCCCAUAUUUAAAGAGAAGAAUCCUCAAUUAGAGGUGGUCACUGAGCUCAUCCGCGGUCAGCAUCCUCAUCUGAAGGGUUUUUACAAGAACAAAAACCAGCGAGUGAUAUGUGUGAAGAAUAUGGAUCCAGAAGACAUACUUUUGCAUGCAACCAGAUUAAGGAAUGCAUUGGGCAGAAAGGUAGUGAAAUUGAGGUCAAGAGAUGUAACCAAACACCCUAGUGUGCAAGGUACGUGGACAACUGCUGUGAAAUAUUAAGAACUAGGUAUAUGAGAAAGUUACCCUUGGUGUAUUUGACAAGAUUUUCCUUCUCUUCCGGUGACUUAGUCAGUUUGUGAACUGGUGAGAGUAAGUUCUAAUUUUAUCUAUCUGGCGCCAUUUCCAGUCAA
Molecule: messenger RNA, 768 nt
Organism: Vigna umbellata (rice bean)
Lineage: Eukaryota; Viridiplantae; Streptophyta; Magnoliopsida; Fabales; Fabaceae
Source: RefSeq, a predicted model, not a curated record